Molecule: messenger RNA, 840 nt
Organism: Trichoderma aggressivum f. europaeum
Lineage: Eukaryota; Fungi; Ascomycota; Sordariomycetes; Hypocreales; Hypocreaceae
Exons: 2
Coding region: 1-840 (279 amino acids)
Biological process (GO): dephosphorylation
Molecular function (GO): phosphoprotein phosphatase activity
Source: RefSeq, a predicted model, not a curated record
AUGGCUACGCCGUCUUCACCAGCUCAGCUCGACGAGCUCGUCCGGACUCGUGUCGACAAGCCCAUUUCUCCAGAAGUCCUCUUCCCCAUUCUCUCUUCUGCUCCCUUCAUCCCCAGCAAGACGCUCAUCAACGCUCGUGAUAUCGGCGCUGUGCCCGGCAGCAAAAUUCCUUCUGGGCGCAUCUUCCGCUGCGGCACCCUGGAAUACGCCAGCCAUGAUCCCGACACCGUGGCCUGGAUCAAGGCCAACGUCCGCCGCAUCUACGACCUUCGCAAGCCACUCGAACGAGAACACGGCCCUGACCCCGAGAUUGAGGGAGUCGAGAAUGUCUGGUUCCCUGGGUCGCAAGAGUACAAGACGCCAAGCUUGGAGGAUUUUGCCAAGGGGGACGGCAGUGCCGCCUGGAAGGAUCAGUACAUGGCAGUUGCUCUCACCUAUGCGCCGACAUACAAGGCGGUCCUAGAACACAUCAGAGAUAGCCCCGCGGAGCCAUUCCUCUUUCACUGCACAGCCGGCCGUGACCGCACCGGAGUUCUCGCCGGUCUUCUCCACCACCUCGCCGGCACGGCCACUGACGAUGCGGUUCGUGACUACAUGCUUUCCCGAAUCGGUACCGAAGUCGCUCGCGAGAAGCUUCUAAGAUUCGCCAUGGACAGCGUUGGCACCAACGAUAUGGAGGUACCGGGAUUCUACAACCUCGUUGAGCUGCGACCGCAGUACUGGACUGCCUUUGUCGGGGGUCUCGAAGAGCAGUUUGGUGGCUGGGACGGCUACGUGACCAAGGUCCUGGGACUGUCAGAGGAAGAUCUUGUUACUGUGAAGAAGAACAUUCGUUCUUGA